AUGAGGGAGUUCAAAGUGGUCGUGUUGGGAUCGGGUGGUGUGGGCAAAUCAGCGCUCACCGUUCAAUUUGUGUCCGGCUCAUUCAUCGAAAAAUACGACCCAACCAUUGAAGAUUUCUAUCGAAAGGAAAUUGAGGUUGAUGGUCAACCAUGCGUUCUCGAAAUCUUGGAUACAGCGGGUACGGAGCAAUUCGCGUCGAUGAGAGAUUUAUAUAUUAAAAAUGGACAGGGUUUUGUCGUAGUCUACUCAAUAACAAGUCAACAAACUUUUCACGAUAUCAAAACGAUGAGGGAGCAAAUUAUCCGAGUUAAAGGAACCGAACAAGUACCCAUUCUUUUGGUUGGCAAUAAAUGCGAUUUAGCUCAUCAAAGACAGGUUCGAACAGAAGAGGGUUUGGCUUUGGCCGAAUAUUGGUCAUGUCCUUUCACCGAAUGUUCAGCAAAAAAUGCACAUAAUGUAAACGUCACAUUUGCUGAAAUUGAUGUUGCAGUAUACUUUAAGAGUUCAUUCGUUCUAUUCACCCUAUGGCGGCCUCCAUCUAAU
This is a messenger RNA of Mesorhabditis belari, 543 nucleotides long. The record is from the annotation of a GenBank genome assembly. NCBI's taxonomy places the organism in Eukaryota, Metazoa, Nematoda, Chromadorea, Rhabditida, Rhabditidae.